AUGGACCACCACGUCGUGCUGUUUCUUACCAAUGCCGAGCUCAGCCAGGCCAAUGUCCAUCUCGCUGUCGCUUACGAACUGCUCCUGCGACCCGGCUACGAUGUGCACAUUGCCUCCUUCGAGCCGCUGCGCGACGAAGUCGGCAAGCUCAACGCCACCAUCGCCAUGUUGAACACCAGUUCUCCAGCCAAUGCGGCCACUUUCCAUCGCCUCGCUGGUGCGACCUUGAAAGAGGCCUUUGCGCAGCAUCCGGAGCUGGCGGUCGAACACCUGCGCGCCCCCGGCUUUGGCAUUCGUGCCACGGCUGCGUAUAAGGGCCUGAUUCCCGUGACUCUCGCGCUCUGGGAUAAUGGUGCCGAUUACUUGACUAUCUACCACAGCUGUGUCGAGGCUAUCCAGCAGGCCAGGCCUACUCUCAUCGCGGUCGAUCCGUUUCUCGCGCCCGGGAUCGAUGCUUGUCAGGUUACCAACUCGCGGUUCUGUCUUCUCAGCCCGAAUACCUUUCUCGAGCAUAUCCCGUCUCUGCGGUUGACCAAGCCAUGGAAGUAUCCACAGAUCAACUCGGGGUUCCCCUUCCCCGUUCCCUUGAAACUCAUCCUGCCAAACAUCUACCUUCUCAUCCGCCUCAUCUUCGCGCUUCGAUCGGCGCCGGUCUGCAAGAGCCUGGAGCAGUUUCGCAACGCCAAUGGCAUCCCCGGGCCCACGCCGUCGUUGCUGAACACCCAGCUGCGCCGGGUUCCCUGCCUGCUGCCAUCGCGCCGGGACACAGACUUUCCAUGCUCGAUUCCCUCGAACUUCACCUGCUGCGGCCCCAUCCUGCGCCCGUACCGUCCGAUCACCGAAGAAAAUCCGGCACUGGCUACAUGGCUGGCGCGCCAGGCGACGGUUCUUGUCAACAUGGGGUCGCACGUUACCUGGACUCCGUUGGAGACGGCUCGGUUUGCAGCGGGUCUGAAGACAUUGCUUGCUCAUCGGGCAGAUAUCCAAGUCCUGUGGAAGCUACAGCGCGCGUGUCCAGGCGGACAGCCUCUUAGUCAACAUUCGAUGGAGGGAUUGGAGACCAUUGUGAACUUCAUCCAGAACGACCGAGUCAAAGUGCUUUCCUGGCUGCCCGUGGAACCGAUUUCGGCCCUGCAGAGCGGGCGCAUUGUCUGCAUGGUGCAUCACGGAGGAUCCAACUCGUACCACGAGGCUAUCCGAGCCGGCGUCCCCCACGUCGUCCUCCCAGUCUGGCUCGACACGUACGACUUCGCUGCGCGAGUGGAAUGGCUCGGCAUUGGUGUCUGGGCGAGUCAUCGGACAGCACCGAUUGUCGAUAGUGGGGACCUCGGGGCGGCACUGAUGCGGGUGAUGGCUAGCAGCGAGUCGACUGGAAUGAUGCAGCGAGCUCAGCGGAUCGCUAAUGGAUUGGGAACGGAAGGCCGAGUUGUGGCCUGUGAGAAGAUAGUGGAGAUGGUGAGCCAGACGCUCGGGAAGUGA
Penicillium riverlandense is the source of this 1479-nucleotide messenger RNA. RefSeq names its product glycosyltransferase family 1 protein. The transcript has 3 exons. The record is from RefSeq and is a predicted model, not a curated record. Lineage: Eukaryota; Fungi; Ascomycota; Eurotiomycetes; Eurotiales; Aspergillaceae. The coding region runs from base 1 to 1479 and encodes 492 amino acids. Gene Ontology annotation, molecular function: UDP-glycosyltransferase activity.